AUGGGGUGCAAAUCGAGGAAGAUUACCGAGUCAGAAUGGAUCAGUUUCUGGAAGAUUCGACUUUUCGUCCAGCCAAAAAGGCAUGUUGAGACACAAGGUGGGAAGCUUUGGAGUGAAGUGGAUGGAACCCUUUUCCACAAUGGAGACCAACGACUCUACCUAACCAUGGCACCAGUCUCUCCAUUAUUUCUCUUGGCAGGUUUCAAGGUCAUGGCUUAUGGGCUCCACCCACUGUCUGUUGUAGGCAUAAACAUGAACUCCAGAAGCCCACACAUGGAGGCCCUCUAUGUUUCAAACCCUAAACCCCAAAAGCCCAGCUCCAUUGAAACCCUUUCCUUCAGCUUUCCUCUACCACACCUAUCAACUUGUCAAGACUUGAAAGAGAAAGUUGUGAGGGCACUGCGUGCUCACAGUGUGUUUGACAAAGAAGUUUGCACGUGCGAGGGGAGGCAUGGACGCGUGAACCCUUCACAUCAGUGGAGAAUGAUGGAUGAUCUGAUGGUGUUGACCCCUCAGACUUUGACCACCGCAAGAACGGGAUCAACGGCUAGCAUUCAUUGGGAAAUGGAUAAGGGCCGUCGAUAUGGGAGACAACAUGGAGGUGGGCCUGAUGUUGGGUUGGGCCUGAAAAAGGGCGACACAAAUUGUGGUGAGAUGUGGUAA
Messenger RNA from Sphenostylis stenocarpa, 663 nucleotides. NCBI's taxonomy places the organism in Eukaryota, Viridiplantae, Streptophyta, Magnoliopsida, Fabales, Fabaceae. The record is from the annotation of a GenBank genome assembly.